AUGUGUGGGAUAUUUCUAGCGGUAAGUGCCAGCGCUGCGCCGCUGAAGCUCGAGGCAAAACGGUACUCGCAAGACGAAAUCGCCCAGAUCGUCGGCUCCCGCGUGGCGCUUCAAACGGCGCUUUCGGCGCUCGACAAACAGAAGGUGGAAAACGCACAAAACAUCCGGCAAAGACGAAACGAACUUGGCCGGCUCAGCGUGAAGAACCACGCGUCGAGAAUCGCUGAGUUGCAGCGGGAAAUUGCGGAAUUGCUGGUGGUUUCGGCGCUGGAAGCGGCUGAACCCGAUUUGGAUGGCACCUUGGUGGAUAUCAUGGCCAGGGGUCCCGAUUACGCUGACUCGGUGCUUUCGUUGAGACAGCCGUUUGCAGUGCAGCCGUUGGCGGACGAGCGGUUCGUUUUUCAGUUCAACGGAGAGCUCUACAACGAGGGGUGUUUCUGUGGGAAUGACAGCGAAUUUGCGUUUCAGGAGAUCAAGGCCUCUGAAGGGGAUGUAGAUCUUCUCGGUGCCGCUUUGUCCCGCCUCAAUGGCGAGUUUGCGUUCGUUCUAACCGACAAAUCCACCAAAAGGGUGUUUUUCGGAAAAGACCACAUCGGCAAACGGUCCCUCUUGUACUCCACGAAAAACGGCUUGGCCGUGGCCUCCGUCUUGAGCCAUUUGCCCGAGGACGAGCUCGUGGAGUGUGAGCCUGGCGUGCUAUACGUCUACGAUGUGGAAAACAAAAAGCUUUCCAAAACGCCGUAUCCAAAGCAGCUCCGGUUGGAUGCCGUUUCUGGAGAAGCAUACAGCAAAGGAUACGCCGAAACUGCUGCUCUUGUGGACCUGCUCCACUCACACCUCAAAAACGCUUGUCUGGUUCGUCAAAAGACGGUGCACCCUCUCCACGCUACAAAAACACAGGUGGCCGUUUUGUUCAGUGGGGGUCUUGAUUGCACGAUCUUGGCAUCUCUAAUUGCCGAAAACUACGAAUCUCUCGGUGAGCCCGUCAAAAUCGAUCUUCUCACUGUAGGUUUCGAGAACCCCAGAACAGGCCUUUCUGCGCUGGAGUCGCCAGACCGCAAACUCUCCGAGCAGCUGUGGUUUGAGCUUUCGAGAAAAUUCAAAAAUUCCAAUGUUUCCUUCCGUUUGGUCCAGGUGGACGUUUCGUACGCCGACUGGCUUUCUCACAAAAACAGGGUGCUAAACCUUAUCCGACCCACUGCCACCGAAAUGGACCUUUCGAUUGGCAUAGCGUUUUAUUUCGCCAGCAAACCAGGCGACUUUACCGCCUUGACGAUGGAGGACUUCCCCGAGUGGUCAGAAUUCGAAAAAAACCGAGAAUCCUACGUCUCCUCAGAAAAGUACACUUCCAACGCCAAAGUGCUCUUUUCGGGCCUCGGCGCCGACGAGCUCUACGGAGGGUACUCCCGGCACGAGGCUGUUUUCGACUCUCUACAAGAAAACGCCGCUCCAGAAACCAUCUACAGCUUGUACGAUGAACUCUCAGAAUCGCUCCACCACGACAUCACGGCCAUAUACAACCGAAACCUCGGCAGAGACGACCGGGCCAUUUCCAGCUGGGGCAAGGAGCUCCGGUACCCGUACCUCGACAACGCCGUGGUGGAGUUUCUGGCGAGUUUGGCACCCCACUACAAAGUCCAGUUCAACUGGACCACCGUCAAAAGCAAAAAAGGCGAAAAACGAGCCAAAGUCUAUUCUCGAAAGUAUCUUCUACGGCAGCUUUGCCAUGCACUCGGGCUCCCCAUGGCGGCAGAGGAGGUCAAACGGGCGAUUCAGUUCGGAGCCAAACUGGCCAAACUCGAGGUUGGUCAGAGCAAGACCAAAGGCACGGAACGAGCCGCCCAAUAA
This is a messenger RNA of Candidozyma duobushaemuli, 1848 nucleotides long. Its product is annotated as putative asparagine synthase. Gene Ontology annotation, molecular function: asparagine synthase (glutamine-hydrolyzing) activity. The coding region runs from base 1 to 1848 and encodes 615 amino acids. The transcript has 2 exons. The record is from RefSeq and is a predicted model, not a curated record. Lineage: Eukaryota; Fungi; Ascomycota; Pichiomycetes; Serinales; Metschnikowiaceae.